Ectocarpus sp. CCAP 1310/34 is the source of this 2757-nucleotide messenger RNA. Lineage: Eukaryota; Phaeophyceae; Ectocarpales; Ectocarpaceae. The record is from the annotation of a GenBank genome assembly.
AUGUCAUCCGAGCACAAGUUGCAGGAGACGGAGGAACGCCUUGGUGUCAUCCGCCAUGAAGGAACUCCUGGCGGUCAGGCCGAGUCGGCGUUGGGGACGGGAGGGGGUUCGUUUCCCCCGUCUCAGGUUGUGGCGGGCGAUAUUGCGGCGGCUAUGAGGGCUGCUGCAGGUGGAGUGGAUUCAACCGCAGGCGACGUGGCUUCAAAUACGCAAUCCACGGCAGAUGUUGGUGCUGCAGAGAGCGUUGGGCUUCCGACUCAGGGUCACCCUCGGGCCUCGGCUUCCGGCGGUGACCGCCAGCCGGAGUCCCGGCGUGCGGAUGACCCAGUCCAGGCCCACAUCUUGUCGCGUUUGGCCCAUGUGUUGGUGGGUGCGGCGGGGGAGGGGGAGCCUAGCGAGGGCACCCCGCUCGCCUUACCGAGAUCGCUGGGGCUGAAGAACUUCCGGCCGGAGUCGGGGCAGGAUGGGAGUCGUGGGCCUGGGGAGUCGGGAGGCCUCGGUAUGGUGCCGGUGCAGUCGCCGUGCGGCGGGGGCGCGGGCAGGGGGGCGAGUGCGCCCGCGAGGUGCAACGCCAAAGAGGCGGCGAGGAGGGAGGCCACCAUUUGGCAAGCCAAAUGUAAUCAGACACUGUGGGUACUUCGGGGGCAGCGGGGGCCGGAGCCCGGGCCACAGGAGGAGGACCUGCAGGGUUUGAUGGGCGAUAUCGUUCAAGUCACCGGCGACGUCCUCGCCCAGAUGCGUGCGUUUUCAUCUUUUGAUGUCAAGAGCUUCCGGCCCGUGGGGGUCGCCCGAACGUCGUCUAUUGCAGACAACUUCGACGUAACGUGUGAGGCGGUGAUGCGGCUGUUGAAGUUUGGCCUCGAUUCGUCCACGACCGCGGGUGCGCAAUCUUUGCAGCGGUUGGAACCCAUCGCCACAGCCAUGGCGGACGCGCGAUCCAGGUUUCGGACUACUCUCGUGCGGAACAGUGAUGUGUUUCCGGACGAGUACUAGCGGGUGGCACUGCCGAGUUUGCUGAACGAGGACUUCAAAUUGUGGACAACGGCGAUCAUCACCUGGAUGUACCCCUUCACGAAGAUGCAUUCUUCGCCGGAUGCGUUCGACGGCCACACCUUGCCGCCGGUGCCCGAGUUCUCCAACAUCAAGAACUUCUGUGAACGGGGGGUGAACCUAUUCCGGCUGAUCCUGAGUGAAGGGGGAUCCCUCCCCGGGACAGGAAGGUCGCGGGGCGGGAGCGGCAAGCGUAAGGCGGGCCAACUGGAUCGGGGUGAUUCAUCGUCACGGAAGCGCGUCUCGAGGAAGUGCUUCCAGUUCCGCGACUCUGGCACGUGCACUUUCGGCGACAAAUACAGGUUUGAGCAAGCGCCGAGACUCGUCAAGUACCGGAAUUGGCGGUGGUGGGGGCGGGAGUCGUGGUGGACGGGGGCGCUCGUCGGUUGGUGGUCAGGGGGGCGGCGUCUCCCGUGGAAGAGGGCAGGCUGACGGUGGCGACGGUGGCGGCUCGUCGUCGGCCGUGGUGGUGCGGGGUGGCAGCAACUAGGGGUUCGGGCUCCGCCCGCUGGCGGGGCCAAUUCCUGUGUCGGCUCCAGCUGAGAGGCCGCAACAGCAGCCAGGUCAUAGGGAGAUGGCGUCCCGGGCCUUGGCUGUCGUGGGAAUCCGAGGCGAGCGCUGCGAGGGCUUGCCCGGAGUAGCUUCCGACUUAGAAUCAGGCGAAGUCUCCACGCGCAAGGGGAUCACGAUGAUGCUGGACAACAAGCGCCAGCCAGUACCGCCCAAGCACAACUUGGUGCGCAACGCAGCGAGGAAGACGUAAGGAAUCGAACGCGGGCGGGCUGCGGUGGAGGGUGGGUCCCAAGGACGUAGUGCGUGGAUGAUGGACGAGACGAGGCAAAUGCGGCCGUGGUGGCCUUUGAGGAGCGUGAGCCGUGGCCGGGGCGGCGGAUAUGGACAAUGGUGGUCGGGAAUGCAACGCAUCUGGUGGGGUAGGGCGGGGGGGGUAAAAGGGAAGGGAAGGCGCACGGGAGGGUGAUAUAUAUAUUUUUUUUCGGGGGGGGAGGGUCGGGCGCAAAAUCCACAUGCGCCUCUACGAGGACGUGGAGGCAAUUUUGCGGAAGUCGUGUUUUAUGUGUUACAAACAUCAUGAACCGGGGUAAUCUACGGGUGGUGUCCGGUAAGAUUUCGUGUUGUUUCGACAAGUUUUGUCGCUUUUCAUGACGUCGUUUGUUCGGGUGUCAUUCCUGCGUUGUACAUCUCUUGCGCGAGAAAAUUCGAAUUGCAGACAUGUCGAAGAAUAAUGUAGGUUUCCAAACGCAUAUAUUUUAUAACGUUUGGCGUGUAGGGUAAGGGUGAGCAUCCUCCCCCCUGUGUGAGGGAAUGCUUUCAUGUCAUAGUUGUGUGAUGCGAGAUGGUAACAGAUAUGUUUGUUUUUAUUCUGACUUCACGAUGUUGUCUCUAGGGAGGCAGUGUUGGCUGAACAGCAUCAUGGCGUAGACGGUCAACUCCCACAGCCCGGGAGAACCAUAUCGGGAAUGGAUCCUCGUUCACAACGUUUUUAACGUUGUGUUUGACUACGUUAGCGUCGUGAGGAGACGUUGUUUCCGAAGCAUCUACGAAUGCAGACGGUGGUUGGUGAAAAACAUACCGACCAAAAACAAACAAGCGGUACUUCUGUAUGUGGAUAAAAAUAAACAAACUUUGGUCGUGCGCCACACGGUCUCUCUGCGUCCCCCCCCGCCCUAGGCAUCUGUAUAGGAACAC